Messenger RNA from Helobdella robusta, 627 nucleotides. RefSeq lists its product as hypothetical. The coding region runs from base 1 to 627 and encodes 208 amino acids. The record is from RefSeq and is a predicted model, not a curated record. The transcript has 5 exons. NCBI's taxonomy places the organism in Eukaryota, Metazoa, Annelida, Clitellata, Rhynchobdellida, Glossiphoniidae.
AUGACAAAGGUCCUUGAACUUUGUUUGUACAUGGAAAAAGAAGAAGACUUCCCGCCAUGGUCGAUGAUGUUGAAUAGCAUCAGUUCAAUUCUCGAUCUAUUCUCAUCUAAUCCUCAUUACGACAAACUUAAGGAAUUUUUGAAAAAAAUAAUGUCACCAAUGCUGACCAAACUUGGCUUGAAUGACGAAGGAACUGUUGAUAGAAAAGAUUUAAGAUAUGAAGUGAAGGCUUUGGCGGUAAAACUUGGUUUUCAGGAGUACGUAGAUUGGGUGAAGAAUUCAUUCAAGAAGGCUGUCAAUGGGACGAAACUAAUAGUGGAACACGAGUUGCUCGUAUACAGGUACGCUGUGAGAUAUGGUGGAGAUGAAGAAUGGAAGUAUGUGAUGGACAUGGCCUUGAGACCCAACGCAUCAUUUACUCAAAAACAUUUAGGGCUGGAAGCACUUGGAUACACCACAGAUCGCGUAAAAAUGAAAAAAUGGGUCUUGAGAUCCGCUCUGAACUUCGCAAGUGAUGGAGAAGUAAUCAGAGAAAGAGGUAGAGAGUUCCAGAGAAAAGGGCCAGAAAAAGCAAAAGCAGAUUUAGCAAAAGAGUGUUUAACACGAGUUAAGAAGAAGCGUGAAUAA